Molecule: messenger RNA, 2304 nt
Organism: Aspergillus clavatus NRRL 1
Lineage: Eukaryota; Fungi; Ascomycota; Eurotiomycetes; Eurotiales; Aspergillaceae
Exons: 1
Coding region: 1-2304 (767 amino acids)
Source: RefSeq, a predicted model, not a curated record
AUGGGGAACUUUUCCAUUGCCUCUCAUUCGGAGGAUCCCACACACUUGACAGCACGCAAGCAGGAUCCAGACCUCAACCCGCCGGUAGACGAACUACGUCUCGCCUACGAAUCAGCAGCAACGGCGUCUCGCGACGAGUCGAUACACUACGAAGAAGGCGGCCUGGACGAGGAUGGGCAGUUAGGCAGCCAGGACUGCGGGUACAACUCCUCGGCAUCCUCGACGCAACACUCCGCGAACGAUCGAGUCGACCGAGAGUUCGAAGAAGACGACUCGGCCUCAUUAAAUUCGCGGACCUCCAGUCGCUCUUCGAUCUCCUCCAUCCCCGACUCGGUACUGAUUCACCCAGCGACCGAGCUGAAGCCGGGAAUCGGCUCCGCGGCAGACGAGCAUCUCCGUCCUCCUUGGAUCAACCACGAUAGUGCAGGGCUGGGCAGGAUGGAGGGACAGCUGCAUCUCAAGUCCAUACACACGAUCCGGCAGCGGGAGGCUGCGUUUCGCAAGCCUAGCUCGGUGCGCGCGAUGCAGAUGCACACGGAGGAUGAGGACGAUGACGAGUUCCUGACGCCCCCAAAACGGAGGGUUGGGCAUCGCAUGUCCGAUAUCUCGAUUCGCUCGGCGGGGUCCUCCCCGCUGAAGAGGUCGACUUACUACUCGCCGACGGGGUCCGCGGGGCGACAGAAGCUGAAGAAGGAGUAUCCGCUUGUGCUGCUUCACUGCAAUCUCCUUCCGCCGUCGCUUCCUGUGCCAGGCCUGAUCGGGUACCCGGACCAGAAGGUCUUGAGGGAGGUACUGCCUCUGGAGUACUGGAGGCGGUGGAAAUUGCUCGAGGAGAAGGUGGGCUCGGGGGUGCUCCGGGACCGCGGCGUGCUCAUCUCCCACCCAGAGGAUAUGUAUGAUCUGCUCGAGGAGAGACUGCUGGAGAGUCUGGAGCUCCAGCGGCCGCGGUUACACCAUGGGCACUUCUUGGGCCACGAGACAGAUUCGGAGAAGGAGGACCACUCCACUACGGAGGACAGUGCGACCGAUGACGAGCAAGGGGAGGAAUGCGCCGACUGUGGCGGGCGGGUUGUCCGGCACGAGGCUCGCAGAAAGUGGGAGAUCAAGGUCUUUGCUGCCAACGGGCUGAUGAGAGCCGGUGCCUGGGCUGCGGCGUGGAGGGAGAUGGAAAAGGUGGAUGUGGAGGUCGGCCUCUGGCUGCCUUCGGAGAUUCGGCGCGAAUUGGAGAAGAGGCUGUUGGAUGAUGAUUUCUCGCGCGGCGAUCCCAGACUCGAAGUGCCGCAGCUGAAGGAGCCGACCGCGGACGCAAUCACAGAUAUGCAGACACAUCCGUCCCGUGUCAACACACCUACUCCCCUGAGUGACGAAGCAACCCUGUUCGUCCCCGAAAAGGCCCCGCGGCCUUCAUCUCCUGUCCCGGAAAUAGCAGUCCCAGAAAAGAACAGUCCGCCAGAUAUCCCAGUAUUUCCUCCCCGGUCGGUGGAGGACAUUGACAUCCAGACAUUGCUCAUCAACUACGUCCGCGUACUAGCCAGUGACCGUCGCAAUGUUGCAAUCGGCCUUCUGAGUAUCUUGGUGGCUUACCUUGCCGUUGCCACCGGGUCUCGAACAAGUUCUUCGGCUCUCAGGCCCUUUCCGCAGGAUAUGUUUGAGGCUGUGUCCGUCUUUUCAUCUGCAAUGCCUCUGGCGCAGCACUCAACCACAGCUUGGGCGGACCAGUUGAGCUCCUCCACUGUCGUGCCCGAAGUAUAUCAAGAGCCUACCACAACUGUUGAGGCUAUAGCCGUCCAGACGCCUUCUGUCCGUGAAGAAGUCAGCUCCGAGACUUUGCAGACUGUUGAGCCUGUGCCGACUCAGGCUGCUGUUCAGGCGGAGGAACCAAAGCCCUCAUUGCCGGACAUUGAUCUGCUGUCUGAGGGUGAUCUGCCAUCUGAGAGUGAUCUGCCGUCUGAGAGUGAUCUGCCAUCUGAAAGUGAUCUGCCAUCUGAGAGUGAUCUGCCGUCUGAGAGUGAUCUGCCAUCUGAAAGUGAUCUGCCGUCUGAGAGUGAUCUGCUCCCUGAGAGUGAUCUGCUCCCUGAGAGUGAGCUGAUACUGGAGGCUGAUCUAUUACCGGAGAAAGAUCUGGUCUUGGAGGCGGAUCUGCUUUCUGCAAAGUCUGUCUACAUUCAAGAUAUUGCUGAGCCGUCCGAAUCGGCCCUUUCGACCACUACAUCUGCUGAAGACCAGAUAGGACCAACGGCAGCAAUGACUUUGGUGGCUGAGACUUGCGCGAUGGCCCCAACGUUUCAAGAGAUGUUCAAAUAA